UUGGCAAUUUGCGCGCGAAGCCCGAGAUCGCAGCGAGACCGAUGGCGCGCGAGAGACCGACGACGACCAAGGACGAGCGGAAGAAGGCUUCCCAGAAAGCUUAUUACGAAGCCAACAAGGAGAAGAUGAAGGCUUGGAUGAAGGCUUGGCAAGCGAAGAACAAGGAUUAUUUAAAGGGUUAUUACGAAGCCAACAAGGAGAAGAAGAAGGCUCAGAUGAAGGCUCAUCGCGAAGCCAACCGCGAGUUCAGAAUCGCCUACGAGCGAACGCAGCGUUUGAGGAAGAAGGCGAUCGCGGCCGGCGAGGUCCCACCGCCGCUGCCCACGCUCAAGGCAUGGCGGGCUGCUGCGACGACCGCGUCAACAACACCAAAGGUGACAGCAAAGCCGCCUGCAGCGUCCAUCGUCCGACGCGCGACGGAGCAGAGCGUCGUGAAGCCUGUGUGGCUACCCCCGGUCGUGCCGUCGACGCAUCCGCUGCCGUGCUGUGAGAAGUGCGCGACAUCCGAGGCGGCCAAGACCAACGCGGCGACGCUGACGUCGGAAAACAACACGGCGUACCCGAGCGGGCCGUAUUUGUGCCACUUUUGCGACACGUUUAUGCUCCUGCGUCGCAUCGGCGAGCUGCCCCCGCGCCCGAUCCCGCGCACGACGCGCAGCGUUGCCAAGGCCAAGGCCAACGCACCGUACCUCGAAGAGUGGAUCCUUUAGCAGACCCAACCAAGUAUUGCGUUGAAUAGUGCGACGAAUGAUGCAUUUAGCUUUGGAUCCAUUGCUGCAUUGACAUUGACAGGGUGAAACCAAUGGCAGACAUUCGAUUUGA
Messenger RNA from Saprolegnia diclina VS20, 822 nucleotides. RefSeq lists its product as hypothetical. The transcript is spliced from 2 exons. Bases 42 to 710 code for a protein of 222 amino acids. The record is from RefSeq and is a predicted model, not a curated record. Lineage: Eukaryota; Oomycota; Saprolegniomycetes; Saprolegniales; Saprolegniaceae.